AUGCUAUCAGCUCGCCUAAUACCCAGGACGGCCGCGAAGUCGGCUUUCCGAGCUUCCAGUCUCCCAUCCAUCGCAUCAAGGGGACGCCGCUCCUUUGCUUCCUCUGCCGAGGAGAAGGACCUAGUCAUUAUCGGAGGAGGUGUUGCUGGUUAUGUAGCCGCAAUCAAGGCCGGCCAAGAGGGUCUGAAGGUCGCAUGUAUCGAGAAGCGUGGCACUCUUGGUGGCACCUGCUUGAACGUCGGCUGCAUUCCUUCCAAGUCCCUGCUCAACAACUCUCAUCUCUACCAUCAGAUUCAGCACGACACGAAAAACCGAGGUAUCGAGGUCGGCGACGUGAAGCUGAACCUGGCUCAGUUGAUGAAGGCGAAAGACCAGUCCGUAUCGAGUCUCACGAAAGGUAUCGAAUUCCUGUUCAAGAAGAAUGGCGUUGAAUACAUCAAGGGAACUGGUUCCUUCGUCAACGAGCACGAGAUCAAGGUCGCCCUCAACGACGGAGGCGAGACUAGCGUCAAGGGCAAGAAUAUUCUCAUUGCCACUGGUAGCGAGGCCACCCCGUUCCCCGGCCUCCAGAUCGAUGAGAAGAGGGUGAUUACUAGCACCGGCGCGCUCUCCAUGGAGAAGGUCCCUGAGUCCAUGGUCGUUGUUGGUGGUGGCAUUAUCGGCCUCGAGAUGGGCUCCGUCUGGUCUAGGCUUGGCGCUAAGGUCACCGUUGUCGAGUUCCUUGGCCAGAUCGGAGGACCUGGAAUGGACACCGAAGUCUCCAAGGCAGCGCAGAAGAUCCUGAAGAAGCAGGGUAUCGAGUUCAAGUUGAACACCAAGGUCGUGAGCGGAGACGCUAGCGGUGAGAAGGUUAAGCUCGAGGUGGACUCCGCCAAGGGAGGCAAGCCCGAAAGCCUUGAGGCCGAGGUUGUCUUGGUGGCCAUCGGCCGCCGGCCUUACACCGAAGGUCUCGGUCUCGAGAACAUCGGCAUGGAACUGGAUGAGCGCGGCCGUGUUAUCAUUGACUCCGAGUACCGCACUAAGCUCCCCCACAUUCGAUGCAUUGGUGAUGUGACCUUCGGACCCAUGCUUGCGCACAAGGCUGAGGAGGAGGCCGUUGCCGCGGUGGAGUACAUCAAGAAGGGCUUCGGUCACGUCAACUACGGCUGCAUCCCCUCUGUCAUGUAUACCCACCCCGAGGUUGCGUGGGUCGGCCAGAACGAGCAGGAGCUCAAGGCCCAGAACAUCCCCUACAAGGUUGGCACCUUCCCCUUCAGUGCCAACUCCAGGGCGAAGACGAACAUCGACAGUGAUGGUUUCGUCAAGUUGCUGGCCGACCCCGAGACUGACCGUCUCCUCGGCGUUCACAUCAUUGGACCUGGCGCCGGAGAGAUGAUUGCGGAAGGAACCCUUGCGCUAGAAUACGGAGCUUCGACCGAGGAUAUUGCCCGGACGUGCCAUGCUCACCCAACAUUGUCGGAGGCGUUCAAGGAGGCGGCGAUGGCUACGUACUCGAAGGCUAUCCAUUUCUAA
Messenger RNA from Scedosporium apiospermum, 1512 nucleotides. RefSeq names its product Dihydrolipoyl dehydrogenase 1, mitochondrial. Gene Ontology annotation, molecular function: dihydrolipoyl dehydrogenase (NADH) activity; flavin adenine dinucleotide binding. NCBI's taxonomy places the organism in Eukaryota, Fungi, Ascomycota, Sordariomycetes, Microascales, Microascaceae. The transcript has 5 exons. The record is from RefSeq and is a predicted model, not a curated record. Gene Ontology annotation, cellular component: oxoglutarate dehydrogenase complex; mitochondrion. The coding region runs from base 1 to 1512 and encodes 503 amino acids.